Molecule: messenger RNA, 1992 nt
Organism: Hylaeus anthracinus
Lineage: Eukaryota; Metazoa; Arthropoda; Insecta; Hymenoptera; Colletidae
Product: DNA ligase 1-like
Exons: 2
Coding region: 1-1992 (663 amino acids)
Molecular function (GO): nucleic acid binding; zinc ion binding
Source: RefSeq, a predicted model, not a curated record
AUGGACAUGAACAAGGAACAUAACAAGAUUACGAGUGCAGAGGAAUUCGGAAGCCCCAGCACCGGUGUGGAGGGUGUGACAAAGCAGGCACUCAUCGCAUCGUCAUCCUACGACUACAAUCCGGAAGAGGUGGUCCCCUUGGCCUCGACGGAUUUGGCUACAAGGGAAGAGUUUUCGGAGGGGUUGGCCUCUUUGGCCCACCGAAAAUUAAAGGUGUCAAAGGUAGAAGAAUCGAGUAGGAAGGUGAUGAUAGUCAAGUUACGAGAUAUCUUGACAGAACCAGAGCCAGAAAAUGAAAAGAAUAAAGAAAAGAACUCAGAGUGGAAGGUGGAAAAGAGUAUGAAAGUAGAAAGAUGGGAUCAGAUAUCAGAUGAAGAAAUGAUGGAAAUUGAAAGAGAUACCCAAGUUAAAGGAAGAGAAAAUCCUAGUAAGGAUAAGUUUAAGAAAACAGAACCAAAUAUGAAAUCAAUAGAAGUGAUACCCAAGGGGAUUACCCUUACACCGAUACAAAGACCGGAAACGAGGUCAAACUCGGAAUCGUCGGAAACAGAAAGUAGUAUAAGGAAAGGUAGCCUUCCGGAGUCACAACAGCUGAAGAAAAUCCAGGGUAAAAUAAAAUAUUAUAGGAAGUCGGAGGAAGUUCCAGCGAAACAAAAAUAUAAAGGAAAGGAGACAUAUAACAAGGACAUGGAACAAUUAAAAGAUCUUCUGGAAGAGGAAAUGGAGACUUUGGCAGAUUCGGAGGCGUCAACAAGUACCACGAAUAUAAUAAUGAAAAGAAAAAGGAGAAGAUCCAAAGAGUUAACUCCUCCCUCCGAGGAAAAAAAGAAAAGCAAGACAGAAGGGAUAAAGGAGCCAAAAAAAAGAAAUGGUAUAAAGAAUAAGAGAGACAGGAAAGAAAGAGAGAAGAAAGUGAACUACGAUUCAUCGGAGACAGAAGAAACCACACAAGCUAAACAGGACAAGCAAAAAGAAUUAGGAUUCGGAGACUUGUUAAUCGAAACAUUAACGGAUCUUACAGACAAGUUAGUUUCGACAAUCGAUACAUUAAAACAUGGACAACUACCCGAAAAGAGAGAAACCAAAGAAGUUAGGCAAAUAUCAACUACGAAAGAAACAUGGGCAAAAGUUGUAGGUACCAAGAAAACAGAUAAUGGGAAUGUCAGGAAGAACGAAGAAGCAUUAACUGCCACUGCCACGGAAUAUACCGAAGAUGGCAGGUACUCAAGAAGCAUCAGAAAGAAGAAACCGAAAUGGGCGGCACCUAAAAAAGAUCCAGUUAUGAUUAGGAUUGACGAAUCAAAUAAUUAUAAACAAUCGUAUGAGAGGAUUAAAAACAUAAUAGAGAAAUACAAAGGUAUUAAAAGACUAAGGAAAAGUAGGACUGAUCAGUUGAUCAUAGAAAUGAGUGACAGCGGAGAAACAGAAAUUCUAAAGGAAGACAUCAUAAAAAAUAUUGGAAAAGAUCAGGUCAAAACUCUACAGAAGAAGUUCGACCUGGAAAUAAUAGACGUAGAUCCAAUGGUGGACAAAAAUGACGUGAUGCAAGCAUUGGAAAAUAUUAAUAUCAAAAAAGAAGAUAUGAUUGUUAAAGUACUAAGACCGACUAGACUUGGUACGCAGAAGGCGAUCGUGGAAUUGCCGGUUUCUUACAUCAAACUUAUAAGAGAGAAAAAGAAGAUAAAAAUAGGAGUGAUUAAUACGAAAAUGGAAGCGGCACCGAAAUCAAUCAAAUGCUACAGAUGUCAUGGAUUAGGUCAUUACAGCACGAACUGUAAAGAAAAAAUCAAGGACAACUUAAGGUGCAGAAGAUGCAACACAGAUGGCCAUAAGGAAGAGGAAUGCUCGAAACCUUUCCAAUGCCGUUCAUGCGUACAUCAAAGGCUCCCAUUUGAACAUCGAAUGGGAACAAUGAGCUACCUAGUAUUCAGGAACACCAUAAAAGAACUGAAACGGCAAUUUAAUAUAUAUUAUGCGGAUACUGCAAAAUAA